CCGCGUGUCCGUCUCAAGCGCCGGCUCCACACUCCCGGACGCGCGCCGUCUUUGUCGCCGUUCAUCGGCCGUCUCUGCCGCGGCAGGGGCUUCUCCGCCUGAAGCCGGCACCGCCGCGUGGGACGCCCUCGGCGGCGUCUCCGUCUUCGCCGCUGGCACCGGCGACGCCGUGCCGCUCAGCGACCUUUGGGACCCGUCCGAGGGGGUGGUCGUGGUCGCGCUGCUGAGGCAUUUCGGAUGCUUCUGCUGCUGGGAGCUGGCCUCUGAUCUGAAAAACUCCAUGCCGAAAUUCGAGUCUGCGGGCGCUAAACUGAUCGCCAUCGGCGUCGGGACCUCUGACAAGGCACGCAUUCUCGCCGACGGGCUGCCAUUUCCUGUGGAUAGCUUGUACGCCGACCCCGAGCGCAAGGCUUACGACGUCUUGGGCCUGUACCACGGAUUAGGCCGGACCCUCUUCAGUCCAGCUAGUGCUAAAAUAUACUCGAGGCUCGACUCCAUCAAGGAGGCGACCAAGAACUACACGCUGAAAGGCACACCGGCAGACCUGACGGGCGUCAUGCAGCAGGGUGGGAUGUUUGUGUUCAAAGGAAAAGAACUGCUGUACGCGUGGAGAGAUGAAGGCACCGGCGAUCACGCACCCUUGGAUGAUGUCCUCGGCAUCUGUCGCCAAGUUCCGGUUGCUUGACGUUUUAUCAGGCAGAUAUGUAUUGCACGGACCGAUCUAUUCGACGUCCCGGACAGACAGAAAAUGGACUCACAAGUUUCGCCUGUUUGUUUGAUAAGCCAUUGGUGGGCAGAUGUAUCAAAUUCUGCUCCGGAUAGCAUUUGCUGCUGCUCGUCAGAAAUAUGUUUUGUAAAUGUUAAAAAUAUCAAAUACUUUUGUAAAUGUUCUCGGCAUCUGUCGCCAAGUUCUGGUUACUUGA
This is a messenger RNA of Aegilops tauschii subsp. strangulata, 923 nucleotides long. RefSeq names its product thioredoxin-like protein AAED1, chloroplastic. Lineage: Eukaryota; Viridiplantae; Streptophyta; Magnoliopsida; Poales; Poaceae. The record is from RefSeq and is a predicted model, not a curated record. Gene Ontology annotation, cellular component: chloroplast.